This is a messenger RNA of Saccostrea cuccullata (small rock oyster), 1782 nucleotides long. Its product is annotated as cytochrome P450 2H1-like. The transcript is spliced from 8 exons. Lineage: Eukaryota; Metazoa; Mollusca; Bivalvia; Ostreida; Ostreidae. Gene Ontology annotation, cellular component: cytoplasm; intracellular membrane-bounded organelle. Gene Ontology annotation, molecular function: oxidoreductase activity, acting on paired donors, with incorporation or reduction of molecular oxygen, reduced flavin or flavoprotein as one donor, and incorporation of one atom of oxygen; iron ion binding; steroid hydroxylase activity. The record is from RefSeq and is a predicted model, not a curated record. Gene Ontology annotation, biological process: xenobiotic metabolic process. Bases 39 to 1532 code for a protein of 497 amino acids.
GAAGCCGGUAGAUACAGUCUGUCACACACGCGGAAGACAUGGAGAGCGACUCAUCGUCCCUGGGUGUUCUCCCGAGAGUGCUGGGGGUCUCCUCUGUAGGGCUCCUCUGUAUCGUGCUUAUGUUGAAAAUCGGAAAAAGAGGGCAGUACAAACUACCUCCGGGACCGUGGGCGUGGCCUAUCGUGGGAAACCUCCCGCAACUAAAAGGAAAACUCGGAUUUUACUACGACGUGUUAGAUUUCAGAGAGGGAUAUGGGGAUAUUUUUAGGCUACAGAUGGGAGUACAUAAUGUUAUAUUUGUAUUUGGACACCGAUACGUCCAAGAACUAUUGUGUAAAAAGGGACACUUGGUCACUAAGAGGCCUAACUGGAUGUACAUUCCAGAUAAACUUCUUCACGGAAAAGGCAUUGUUUGGAGUUUUGGAGAAUCGUGGCGCACGAUGCAGGCCCAUUUGAAAUCAGCACAAGAAGAUCCAACCGUGGUAUCAGCGCUGCAGCGGCACCUAGCGGCAGAAUACGAGAUGUUCCAGUCACACAUCAAAAAAUGUUCUCCCCACACCCUGGAAGAUUUGAUCCGCCAAGCCGCCUUCAACUUUAUAUCAUCCUUCCUCCUCGGCAAAAGGUACGGCUAUGAUGACGAAGAUAUGAUUAAAAUACGAGAUAAGCUGGCAGAUUUCGGCCGCUAUAUGGCAACCGCUAACUGCGUCAAUUUUCUCCCUGUCUUGGCUACGCUUGAAUACUCAAAGAUUAAAGAAGCCGAGGGAGAUCAAGAAUUUGUGUUCUGCCAAUUUCGAAAAAUUCUUCAAGAAAAAUCGAACACGUCAAGGACUGGCCCUCUUUCGGAUUUUUUCCAGAUUUACCUAUCUAAGUCAGAGAGUGAGCGGUCUGCGGACGGAAUGACGGAAAUUGAUCUUUUACGGACGACCGUCGACAUGUUUGUGGCCGGUACAGAUAAUCUGAUGGUCUCCACAAAAUGGAUACUGAUGGCUCUGGUCAAGUACCCGGAUGUACAGUCGAAAUGUAGAUCGGAAAUUUUAGAGGUUAUUGGUCGAGAUGAAAGGGUCCAAUCACACGACAGACAAAAGACACCUUACACUAUAGCCACUAUAAAGGAAAUCCAGAGGAUGUACUCGCCAGUGACCUUGACGCCAUUCCACUGUCCUGAACAGGACAUAACGAUCGGAGAGUAUGACAUCCCCAAAGAUUCCAUCAUUAUGAUAGACUGCAGAGCACCGUGUAAAAAUGCAAAGUUUUGGGAAAACCCAGACAUCUUCAAUCCUGACCGAUUUCUUGAUCUUAAUGGCAUGCAACGGUUACCAGAGGCAUGCUUUAUUCCUUAUGGAACAGGUCCUCGAUAUUGCAUUGGUAAAUACAUAGCGGACAUCUUCCUGUACAUGUUCACCGCAAACAUUCUACAGAAUUUCCAGAUCACUGCCAGUAAUCCAGAGGAGGAGCUGUCAUUUGAGAACGUCUUUAAUCUGUUCGGCCUUCACCCUCAGCACUUUGACAAAGUGGAACUAAAAGACUUCUGAAUGAUGAUUGUAUGUCCAGACUCAUGCUGAGACAAACGGCAAUAAAAAAAUGUAGAAUUUUUUUUUACAAUGGACUUUUACUUGUAUAUUUCAGGCCAGUUAAGUGAUGUAGUAAAUAUUUGUUUUCUUUGUACGAACAUUGUAUUAUAUAUUGUAAGUACAAUAACUUGUUAUUACAGAAAUGCAUCUCAUUAUUUAUUUUUAUAUGUAUGUCCUCUACUUUUUAAAAUAAAAAUCUUAUAUACUUGAC